AGAUUCAACCUGUUUUGCAGAUCCAUCUGGAGAGUUUUGCCCAGAGAAGAAAGUGUUGUACAAGUUGAUAUCUGGACUCCAUUCCUCCAUUUCGAUUCACAUAGCUGCUGAUUAUCUCCUUGAUGAAGCUAACAACUUGUGGGGUCAAAAUAUUGAGAUUAUGAAGGACCGGGUGUUAAAAUAUUCAGAUCGUGUGAAGAACCUGUACUUCACUUUUCUUUUUGUCCUUAGAGCUGUGACAAAAGCAGCAGAUUAUUUGGAGCAGGCUGAGUAUGACACUGGCAACCCUUCUGAGGACCUGAAAACACAGUCCUUGGUGAAACAGCUACUCUAUAAUCCAAAGUUACAAGCUGCAUGCCCUCUCCCAUUUGAUGAAGCCAAAUUAUGGCAAGGUCAAAGCGGACCAGAACUGAAGCAGCAGAUUCAGAAACAGUUCAGAAACAUCAGUGCAUUGAUGGAUUGCGUAGGCUGUGAAAAGUGUCGACUCUGGGGAAAGCUUCAGGUUCAUGGCUUGGGCACCGCACUGAAGAUCCUGUUUUCUGUUGAUGGUGAAAACCACGUGGAUCAGCCACUGCAGCUUCAGAGGAAUGAAGUAAUUGCCCUUGUAAAUCUACUCAAUCGGCUAUCAGAAUCCGUUAACUUGGUACAUGAGAUGGGACCCACAGUUGAAAAGAUCAUAGGGGGACAAGUUUCUGCACCCAGUGACCAAAGUAGCAUAUUGCAAACAGUAUGAAAUUUUGUAAUCAGAACAUGGUCAAGAAGGUAGCCUCUAAUGGCCUUGUAGCAAUUUUGGAGGAUACGGAUAGGGACAAGCCAUGCAAGGUAAGGGUAUCUAUAUAUGAGGAAACAGUGGGUGGUGGAAGCUGCUGCUCAGCUCGGGAAGAGUGUAUCUUUUAGGCAGAAUUAAAUUGUACACUGUUGGAUUUGAAGAUACCUUGAAACCAUGUCAAAAAGCAACAGAAUUAUAUUAUAAAUCUACUAAUUUAUUUCAAACCAA
Molecule: messenger RNA, 997 nt
Organism: Macadamia integrifolia
Lineage: Eukaryota; Viridiplantae; Streptophyta; Magnoliopsida; Proteales; Proteaceae
Product: endoplasmic reticulum oxidoreductin-1-like
Exons: 6
Coding region: 161-733 (190 amino acids)
Biological process (GO): protein folding in endoplasmic reticulum
Cellular component (GO): endoplasmic reticulum; endoplasmic reticulum membrane
Molecular function (GO): FAD binding; thiol oxidase activity; protein-disulfide reductase activity
Source: RefSeq, a predicted model, not a curated record